Molecule: messenger RNA, 1845 nt
Organism: Patiria miniata (bat star)
Lineage: Eukaryota; Metazoa; Echinodermata; Asteroidea; Valvatida; Asterinidae
Product: catechol O-methyltransferase-like
Exons: 4
Coding region: 239-967 (242 amino acids)
Molecular function (GO): O-methyltransferase activity
Source: RefSeq, a predicted model, not a curated record
UUAAAUUUCAUCAUCAAUCAUGAUUCAUGGUUCUACAAAGUUCUAACAAGUUUUAGUCCACGUCUCACUCAUGCAGUUUACCAAAGUGCACUUUGGUUAGGGUUAAUGUACACUUAAGUGUACAUUAAAACUCAGGGACACGCGUCCACGUUGCGUGACUGUGUAGAAUUAGAAACCGCACAAGAGUCUGGUUCAAACAUUCAUUCUCUCUCAAGUUUGGAAAAGGGAAUAGUCCAUCAUGUCCGAGCUCAGUUGGUGGAGUUUAGCAAAAGUCUUCGUACCCAAAGUCGUGCCAAGGCUUUGGCUUAACAUCUGGCACUGGAAUACGGUUGAAGAACGCCUGUUGGAAUUCGUCAAGAGUACUGCUAAAGAGGGUGACGUGACCAGUGUGCUUUCUUCCGCGGAUCGGUUCAUCAGAGAAAAGGAGUGGAUGAUGAAUAUUCAGUGUGAGAAAAGACUGAAAAUCGAGGAAGUCUUGGAGGAAAGGAAGCCCAAGGCUUGUUUGGAACUGGGGACUUAUUUUGGCUACUCAGCCAUAUCGACAGCAAGCAAGCUGCCUAAAGAAGGUCGUCUGAUCACAUUGGAGAUCAAAGAAAAGAAUGCAGCAAUCGCCCAGCAAUUCAUCCAAUUUGCUGGUCUAAACGACAAGAUUUCCAUCUCAGUUGGAAAAGCAACAGACAUCAUUCCAACUCUGCGCAGCCGUUACUCCAUAGACAAGCUUGACUACGUCUUCCUAGACCACUGGAAGAGUGACUACUUGCCAGACCUCAAGCUUCUUGAAGAACAUGGACUGCUAAGCAAUGGAGCGGUAAUCAUAGCCGAUAAUAUCCUGAUUCCCGGUAUCCCAGAUUACCUAAAGUACGUAGAGAGCAGCGAUAAGUUCACCACGGAGCGAUUCUACUUCCAAGUGGAAUCAUUAGGCGUUAAAGACGCCAUGACGAUCUCCAUCUACAAUGGUAAUCAGUAGAUAACCGGAGCUAAAUGCCUGAAAGUUGACGGCCAAGUCUUCAAACAAGAUCACCAGCAUUCCAACUAUUGUGAACGCUCAUUAAACCUUAUGCAUCGAGGGUAAAUGAAUUUUGUCCCAAAAUGUCCCACAGUUGUGCCAAAAUUUCACUCAGAUCAUGGUUCAUGGAGAGUCCAUCGUGUAUCUUGGACUUACCUCUGAAAAUUCCUUCUAGUCCACUUUGGUUUUACUUAUAGAAAUGUUUCUAACUCAUUUUGUAUUCUAGAUAAAAUUCUAGCAACAAACAAUGCUCGAUAUUGAACGGUGUUAAUUAUUUUAAAUCAAUCUGGGCAUUGUUUUUAACCAAAAAUAUCAAAUUGACUGAUUAUUCUAUGUAGUGCUCUGUUUUUAGAAAGAACAAUAUUUUAACAAUUCAAUUGUGUGUUUCAUAAAUUAUAAACACUGCAGUACAGUGUUUAUUAAAUCAAUCUGGAAGUUUUUUAAUCUUUGAAAGAAAAAAUAUUAUAACAAUUCAAUUUAUUUUUUAUAAAAUUACUAACUGUUUAUAAUUCUAUCAAUCUGGGCAUUUUGUUGAUCUGAAAUAUUAAAUUGACUUAAUAUUCUAUGAAGUGCUCUGUUCUAAGACCAAUAUUUUAACAUUUCAAUUUUUUGGGUAUGAACGACAAAGUGUCUGUGUCAAGGCAUUUUUAAAUAGCUUUUAUUUCAGAUACGUUCUAAUGUCAUGCCAAUAAAUGGCCAAUAUUUCCCUUUUGUGUUCAUUGUACACGGUAAAUGAAAUUAUAGAGAUAUCGAGACUUUAUGUACUUACUGGUUGUAGCGAUUGUAUUAAUAACAAAAAAAUCAGUUAAAAAAUAAAAUAACAACGAAUCUGCCUCAAA